AAAGUAUACUACCUAGUUAAUCCCUAGCCCAAGAGAAGCUUCAGAGAAAGGUCGGCUUUCAAUUUCUCGAUGCCUUCUUUGGAAGAAAUCGGCAUCACAGGCGCCAGAGCGCUGGUUCUCCCACUCCUCCUAAAUUUCGCCGCCGCAUCUCCGCCGUCUCAGAGUAACCGUGAAGUAACCGUGGUCGUGAACGCGAGAACCGGAACGAUAGCCUUUCUACAGGGCGCGGCGGACGGAUUCGAGGCCGUCCUCCGUAAAGGGGGGCAGUUACCGGCGACGAAGGCGUCGAUAGAAGCGUUGCCGGUGGUGAAAGUCGGAGAAGAAGGGGUGGACUGCGCGAUCUGUUUGUCGGAGUUGGAAUUAGGAGGAGACGGGAAAGUGAUGCCUUGUAAACACCGGUAUCAUCCGGAUUGUAUUGAUAAGUGGUUGAAGAUCCACGGCUCCUGUCCGAUUUGCAGAUUCCAGAUGCCGGGAGAAGUUGAUCCAGAUCUAGAUGACGACUCAGAGUCGCUGCAGGACAGGGUGGAUAUGGUGUUUCAUGUCUUCUUCCGGACGGGCAGCGGAGAUAGUUCCGAUUCGGAAUCGGAUCACGAAUCUGAAGCUCAUCCCGGCGGUGCUGAAUCCGACGAAGCUCUGAAUGCCGAGGCAGAAUAGUUUUUUACAGUAAAUUCUUAGAUCUGUAAAGAGAGUUCUUACAGCUUUCCUAUCCUCACAAUACCUCUAUCAUAGUUUUAGAAUUGCCUGCUUGAGAGCAAAAGCAAGAGUGAUUUUGUUCAUCUAGGACUCUCCCGUUUUUUGUUUGGCGAUUAUCCAAAGUACAGUUAAAAAAUGAGAAAUUGCCACUUUUGGGAACUUUAGAUUUUGGUUGAGUCAAUUUAAGUAGCUUUAGGUUUUGGUUUAUUCAAUUUGUGGAACUGUAAUAUUACUAAGAUGUAUUGAUCGAACAGGGUUAGAGCAAGUAAUUGUCAAACAUGAUUCAAAAUCUAAAGUAAUUGUGAACUGUAGAGCAAGUAAUAUAUGCAAAAGUUUUAGUUUCGCGUUGGCCUCA
Cuscuta epithymum is the source of this 1048-nucleotide messenger RNA. The record is from the annotation of a GenBank genome assembly. Lineage: Eukaryota; Viridiplantae; Streptophyta; Magnoliopsida; Solanales; Convolvulaceae.